Molecule: messenger RNA, 1000 nt
Organism: Pistacia vera
Lineage: Eukaryota; Viridiplantae; Streptophyta; Magnoliopsida; Sapindales; Anacardiaceae
Product: thaumatin-like protein 1b
Exons: 2
Coding region: 102-824 (240 amino acids)
Biological process (GO): defense response
Cellular component (GO): extracellular region
Source: RefSeq, a predicted model, not a curated record
CCCACAUCAACAUGGCACCCUGCCCUAUAUAUACCUCCAUUUAUACAUCAUUUACUUCACACUUCACAGCCAGAUUUAGAGAAACCAAACCAAAUUAAGCAAUGGCCAUCAUGUCUGCUCAACUUAUAUUUUCCCUCAGCUUAGUCUUCCUCGUCUCAGGAGCUCACAUGGCAACGAUAUCCAUUACAAACAAUUGUCCAUACACCGUUUGGCCAGGAACUCUCGCCAACGCUGAGCAUCCUCAAUUAGCAGAAACCGGGUUCGAGUUAGCCACCCGAGGAACAAAGACCCUCAACAUUCCUGCUAAAUGGGCGGGCCGUUUCUGGGCCCGAACACAAUGCUCCGGUAGCUUCACUUGUGCCACUGCAGACUGCGGCUCAGGCCAAGUUGCCUGCAAUGGUAAAGGUGCAGUCCCACCUGCAUCCCUGGUUGAAAUAAAGUUCCAAUCAGACGACGGACAGGAUUACUACAAUCUUAGUCUCGUUGAUGGCUUUAACCUUCCAGUUGCUGUCGCCCCAGAAAAUGGCUCUGGUUCUAAAUGUGUUAAAGCCACAUGCUCAGCCAAUGUGAACGCGGCGUGCCCGGCGGAGCUACAAGUGAAAGGAACCGAUGGAAGUGUGAUUGCUUGCAAGAGUGCAUGUGAACAAUUUAAAGACCCAAAAUACUGCUGCACUGAAGCUUAUGCAGAUAACUGCCCGCCAACAAACUACGCUACGAUUUUCAAGAACCAAUGCCCUCAAGCUUAUAGUUACCCUAAAGAUGAUGCCAGUAGCGUGUUUGCAUGCACUUCUGGAGCUAACUACGCCAUUACUUUCUGCCCAUGAAUGAGGGAUACACUAACUGAAACUCUUUGAUAUAAUCUACUAUAAAUAUAGGAUUAAAUAAAACUCAGUCCGUAUCAUGAAGCUUAUGGACGAUGCGGAUAAUUUUCUUCCAAGAAUUUGUUAUCUGUAAUAACGAAUGAAGAAAUAAAUAACUCUCAUUAUAAUUUUUCUUUACU